AGAAGGGAUAGCAAUAGCUUCAAAGCUUUAAUCCUCGGUCUUCAAUCUUCAAGGGAGAAAUGGGCACAGCGGAAGUUGAGACAAUCAGUCUGCCACGUGGUGGCUUUGCCUUAUCCGGGAAGAGGCCACAUCAACCCCAUGAUGAACCUCUGCAAGCUACUAUCUUCAAAAAACCCUCUACUCCUCAUCACCUUCGUCGUCACCGAAGAGUGGCACGGGUUCAUCGAAUCCGACCCAAAACCCGACAACAUCCGAUUAGUCACCAUACCCAACGUCAUACCCUCCGAGCACGGUCGCGCGAAAGAUUUUGCCGCGUUUUUGGAAGCUGUGUGGGCCAAGGUGGAAGCUCCGGUUGAGCAGCUUCUGGAUGGGCUCGAGCCGCCGGUGACCGCCAUAGUUGCUGAUACCUUCCUUGUUUGGGCACUGAGGGUCGGGAAUAGAAGGAAUAUUCCCGUGGCUCCGCUUUGGACCCCGUCGCCGACGAUGUUCUCAAUGUUGCAUCACUUUGAGCUGUUCAAAGAAAAUGGCCACUUCCCCCUUGAUGUCUCUGGUGCGUGUACACUUACCGCGAUCAUUAUUAUUGGAGUAUUUCCUAAGUUACUUUAAAGUAUCUUAUAAUUCAAAAUUUUUAAUUAUUAAAUAUUUAAUUAAAAUUUUUAU
This is a messenger RNA of Malus domestica (apple), 660 nucleotides long. Lineage: Eukaryota; Viridiplantae; Streptophyta; Magnoliopsida; Rosales; Rosaceae. The record is from RefSeq and is a predicted model, not a curated record.